CGCAAAUUUUAGUAGUACCAUGGCGGAUGAUACCUUGAUGUUCCAUAAGGAAUCUUUGGCUUGUAUCGCCAAAUAUGCGGAGGAAAGGAAUCUAAACACCGGGUUCUUGAGGUGGUAAAGAUCGAUACCUGUUCUCUUUGGUGAUUACUGCAUGCUUUGGCGGCUAACAACCUGCUGUUCACAGUUUGUCAGCAGACAGAAGAAACAAGCUUAUUGAAUUUGUUAAUGGUGAAGAUAGCGAAGUGGACCAUGAAUUUAUGGAUCUUUUCCAUGUGAUUGUAGCCAAUAUUGGCCCCAAAGUCCAUCCCAAGCUUCUUGAGUUGGUUGUUAAAAUCGGUAUAAACUUUGCCCAAGAGGACGAUGAUGCCUUCUGGUUUGCCCUUAUCGACUGUACAGAUUUCGGACUCACUUUCAACACACCACAUUUGGUCGAACUGCUCCUCAAUCAGGUGCUUUUGAAGAACGAAAACAGUUGGAAAGCCAUGUGCUUGCUAUGUGUCUUUCUUCUGGAUUACUCCAGUGUUAAGCAGUUAUUGGUUAACUCAAUCAUGUAUAACGUUGGCGAAAUCACAAAGAUGUUCAAUCCUGUGACCGAUUAUACCACGUGCUGUUAUUUGGUUGAAUUGGUAUCACAGUUAUCAUCUCAGGUUGUUUCCAAGGCUCUUUUCCCAGGAUACUCUUUCCCCUUCGGCGCGUAUGCCAACGAUGAAAGAUGUAAAGAAUUUUUGGACCGUUUUUGUACGGAUCCGUCAAUUCACAAGUUUUUGUACUUGGAAAUUGAUUCGUCGUCUCAAUCGUCAAGCAGUUCAUGUCAAGUCCACAAACUGUGGUUUGUAAUCUUUGUUGAUCAUGAUGGUGUCUCUGCUCCCAUCGAGAUCCCCCGGCAUGAUAUCAUCAAUGUUCAAUUAUACGGCUCAAGUGUUCAGUUUGAGGUUGAUACACCGUCAACAAAGUCAUUGAUCAACUUUGAUAUAUCUUCUGGCUCUAAAGUUAAAAUUAUUUUGGAGUCGAACCGUGACGCUGUUCAACUUUACCAAGAUUUGAGCAAUUCUACAGUCACAUCACCAUUGCCCUGUCGGAGAAAAAUCAGUGUUUCUGAGAACUUUAUAAAGGUUGUAACUACGAAAGACAAUGAUCAAGAACUGUCAGAUGCCGAUACUGUCAUUGAGGACUGUCUGGUGGAGGUAGCACCAGGUACAAAGGUUUGGCCAGCCUUUGGAUUGAAUAAUGAGCCGUCCGAAAUUGAACAAACAGAUUCCUUAUUUGGAUCGAAUCAUGCUAGCACAACAAAAGAUACCACCCAUUGCUCAAAACGCGGCCAACCUAUACCUGUUAUUCCAUCUGAACCUAAAGUAGCUGGCAAGCUGAGCUCCUCAGAGGAACCAACAUCACAAACAAAACAUGUUGCCAAACCGAGCGUGCUGACUUUGAAAGAUAUUUGGGACUUUAACUCUGACUUGGGAUCAACCGCAUCAGCUAAAACCGAAAAACGCUACACCAAAGCCCAUACCAUAAAGUUUGACAUUGAGAGUUGCAAGAAAAUCAAGAAGCCUAACGUUCAGCGGAAGCUUGAAGAUGCUAGCACUUUCGAAAAGACCAAUCUAGAUGUUGUUAUUCCUGAUUCUCAAGGAUUCGAGUUUUAUUCUGAAAUGACUUCUCCGAUCAUAUCACUGCGUCAUCGUGUCAACAGUAGGGCCCUUUCAAGAGCUAAAGUUGAAAGGCCUUCUGUUGUUAAAUCAAGUCAACCUGGUGCAGACAGAACUCUUAUUACUUAUGAUGGCGAUGGUUACAAGUCAACACAAGGCGAGAGCACAAUCAGAAGGUCUAGACCUAAAUGUAUUGAGAAAAUCUCCAACAUUGGUAAGGCUAAAAUGACAAUCAAACCAAUUGAGCAUAAAUAUACAGCUCCUGGUACCGACACAGGACAACUGAGCUCUAAAAACAUUACAGGUUUGACUUUUGUGCCUGAUGCGGAAAGCACAAAUGUGGAGAAACUCGUUGAAAGCCCAGAUGGGGAUAGUGCCAUCACUGACGGAAAUGUGGCACAGUGCGGGGGCGCAAUUGAUUUGAGGGCCAUUGACAAUCACACUGGUCAGCUAAAUAAUAAUUCAUGUCUAGGCGACUUGGAGUAUACAAAUGAGCUGUUAUCUGAGGCAUAUACUGUCACUCUACAGAAUGAGAUCUACAAGUCGGUAAAUAUAUUUUCAGAUGACCUUGUGUCCAAGAUACGUCUUAUCAAUGAGGAAAUCAACAAGAAGGUCACGAAUGACCUUAGGCACAAAUACGAGAAAAUAUUUGACAAUUUGAAGACAUCAUUUCAGAAGGACGUUGAUGAGGUGUGUGGCUUUGUUAACGGAGUGAAAGGUCUACUAUGUCUUCCAGAAAAAGAAUUAGUUGAAUAUAUUCGACAAAGAACGACAGACCAUAACUAGGGGCGACGUUUUAUUCUGUAUGAAGUGAUGACGAUCCAUUCGUAUCCAUGCAAUCAAUCUCAUUUCUGAUAUGUACUUUUUUCCCCUUUACAUUACUAUUUUGUGUUGGAUAUAUCGUUAUGGGUUACCGGUCUGUGUGAUAUACUGUCUGGGGAGCUAAUAUUGUUCUUAUAACCAACAUACAUUACAGUGGUUGAGCUUGGGAAUAGACGGCAUAACUAUUCCCGGCCUAUAGUAAUGCUAUUAUGAAUCACUAAACGUUACAGUAUUUAGCUAAAGUUAUAACCUAGACAGUGUAGAACUUGCUUCUACUUUUUGCUUAUCGGAUAAGCGUAUUUGUG
Williopsis jadinii is the source of this 2773-nucleotide messenger RNA. RefSeq names its product Red1p (gene RED1). NCBI's taxonomy places the organism in Eukaryota, Fungi, Ascomycota, Saccharomycetes, Phaffomycetales, Wickerhamomycetaceae. The transcript has a single exon. Gene Ontology annotation, biological process: reciprocal meiotic recombination. The record is from RefSeq and is a predicted model, not a curated record. The annotation marks the transcript as partial.